AUGAAGAUGUUUCUUAGGUGCUUCAAACCCAAGUUCUACAAGAAAAGCAAAUCUACAACCAGCUACAUGAAGAUUCGGCUUGAUACGGUGAGGAGAAGGAGGAUUGCAAUGGUUAACUAUUUGAGAAUGGACAUUGUGAAUUUUCUCAAGAAUGGCCAUGAUUUUAAUGCUUAUACAAGAGCAGAAGUAUUACUUGAAGAGCUUAGAAUCAUAUCGUGUUAUGAUAUCAUUGAACGAUUCUGUGAUUGUAUCUCUAAAAAUCUUUCACUAAUGCUGAAGAAAAGAGAAUGUCCUGAAGAAUGCAGAGAAGCAGUUUCGUCUUUGAUAUAUGCAGCGGCGUGGGUUCCUGAUGUUCCUGAACUUAAGGAUCUUAGAGCCGUGUUUACGCAUAGAUUUGGGAAUUUCAUUGAUUCCUGUGUAAAUCAUGAGCUUAUUGAGAAAACUGAAUUGCGAGCAAGACCAUCACGAGAACUCAAGAUUCAGACAGUGAAAGACAUUGCGAAAGAGUUUUCGAUUGAUUGGGAUCCCACAGCUCUGAACCUGUUGCUGCUUAGACAAACUUCAGCUUUGCAAAUUGAGGAUAAGGUGGAGAGAGAGAGAAUUAUCAGAGAUGAUCAAAGUGAGGAUGAAUCGGUUCUUUCAGAGAGUUGGACAAAAGAUUCAUUGUCCAAAGGAAGUUUGAGUUCCAGUUCAAGCUCGAGUUUUAGUUCUCUAAGAAAAGAAUCUGUAAGGAAGAAGAUUUUGCCUUACGGAUUAAUCUCUCCUCCAUACAAGAAACCAGGAGCUAGAAACGAUGAGAAUGCACAAGAGGAGAAGAAAGAGAAGAGAAAGAGUGCUGUUCAAGAAAACUCAAGGUUACUUGGAUCACAAGCUAGCGUGAGUCUCACAAACACAAGCAACAAGGAAGCUUCCUCAACAAGAGAGAAAGAGAGAACGUCGUCGUUUCAAAGACCUAAGCUCCUGGAUUACGAUGAAGUGGUGGAUCGUCUUGAAGCUCUUCGCCGGAGAUAA
This is a messenger RNA of Microthlaspi erraticum, 1011 nucleotides long. Lineage: Eukaryota; Viridiplantae; Streptophyta; Magnoliopsida; Brassicales; Brassicaceae. The record is from the annotation of a GenBank genome assembly.